Cotesia glomerata is the source of this 2058-nucleotide messenger RNA. RefSeq names its product 4-coumarate--CoA ligase 1-like. Gene Ontology annotation, biological process: fatty-acyl-CoA biosynthetic process; long-chain fatty acid metabolic process. Gene Ontology annotation, molecular function: long-chain fatty acid-CoA ligase activity. The record is from RefSeq and is a predicted model, not a curated record. The transcript is spliced from 10 exons. Lineage: Eukaryota; Metazoa; Arthropoda; Insecta; Hymenoptera; Braconidae. The coding region runs from base 399 to 2024 and encodes 541 amino acids.
AAGGUGAUAUCAUCACCAACCCAGCCAAGUAUGCCCAUAAUCUCUAAUUACUUUCAAUUAUCAUACUUGUGAUUGCAAAGUAGUCAGUUCACGUUCAGACUUCACUCUGUUCAUAACUCGGUUCAUCACUCGGUUCAUCACUCGGUUCAUCACUCGGUUCAUAACUCGGUUCAUCGUUCGGUUCAUUUAUCGUUCAACAGUAUUGUCGCGUCAUCAAAUAAUACUGUGAUAUUACUGAAUUAAUUAGAAUCAAUAUCUAACACUAAAAUUGUGUUGAUUUUACACAAAAUAAGUGUUAACUUACUUAUUAUUUGAGUUUGAAUAUAAAGGAUAAAAAAGAACGUUCAUUUAACAAGAAGUGCUCAUAAAGUAAUAAAUAAUAAUAAUUAAUAAUAAAAAUGGCUGCUAAUGAAGUAAAAAUUAAGAUACCAAAACCAACAUAUGAAAAUAAAAUUUGGAAAGGCGUUGAAAUAAAUUUACCUGAAGAAUAUUUUCAAAUUGGAGAAAGAUUGUAUAAUCAACUCAAAAAUAAUCCAGAUUUUGUCGGACAGAUUGAUAGUGUGACUGGUGAAAAAAGUUUGUUCACUAAUAUAAGCGAAAGAAGCAUCAAAUGCGCUCUAUGGUUAAAAAAACAAGGCGUAAAGCCUGGAAGUGUUGUAAGUUUUUGCUCAAAAAAUCAUUUUGACAGAUGUGUCCCAUUAUUUGCUACCUAUUACCUUGGUGCAAUUUUUAAUCCGUGGUGGGAUUGUUGUCUCACUGAUGAGCUUGUAAAAUACUUUGUAAAGUCAUAUCAGCCGAAAGUUUUAUUCAUUGAUGAGGAUUUGGCCGAGAUAAUUGUUAAAGCCGUCCAGCACGCAAAUCCUUCAGUUAAAAUAAUUAUAUUCGGCAAAAAAGCUGGAUUAAAAUCUUUCGAAGAUAUUUUACAGGAAGAUAUUAAUGAAGUAGAUAAAUUUCAGUGUGUAAAAAUCAGCAAAGCUGAUGAUCCAGCGCUGAUUAUGUGCACAUCAGGAACAACUGGAUUUCCAAAAGGAGUGUUGCAUUCUUAUGGAUCUGUAGCACAUACAAUAAGCUUAUUUCCAGUCAACACUACGACUAAUACGGUUUUAUCUUUCUCUACUCUCUGUUGGAUAUCUGAACUGACAUUUGUUUUACGAUCAGUUAUUUCAAAAACUACUGUGAUUAACAAUAAUAAUUUGGGUGUUGAAGAUGCGUGUAAACUUGUUGAAAAAUAUAAGGUCACUAGAGUUCCAAUGGGAACACACAUUGCUAAUCGGUUUAGUAAAACUCAAGAUAUUUCCAAAUAUGAUGUCACGUCAGUUGCAGAAGUGGUAUUAUUCGGAGCAAGUACAACAAAAGAAGUUAUUCUGUUUUUGGAUAAUUUCUUUGAAAAUGUAGAUAUUUACAACGCUUAUGGAUCCACUGAAAGUUUUAUAGUUACCAUUGGAAAGGUUGAUUCAAGCAAGUCAAACUCCUGUGGUAAAAUUUGCCCAAACGCUCAGUUAAAAGUUGUUGAUCCAGAGUCCAAAACUACGCUAGGAUUUAAUCAAACAGGAGAGCUAUACUGUCGGAGCAAGUCUUUAAUGACCGGCUAUUGGAAUAACUCAGCAGCAACUGAAGAAGUUAUCGACUCGGAAGGAUGGUACCAUUCUGGUGAUUUGGCUUAUUAUGAUGAAGACGGUAAUUUCUUCAUUGUCGAAAGAAUAAAGGAACUGAUAAAAUAUAAACUUCACCAUGUAUCUCCAGCAGUAAUUGAGAAUGUAAUAUUAAAUUUGCCCGGAGUUGCAGAAGUAGCAGUGAUAGCAAAGCCAGAUGAUAAUGAUGUUGAACUACCUAUGGCGUUUGUUAAAAAAAAUUCACCAGUACAAGUUACUGAGGAUGAUAUUCAUCAAAUAGUCAAUGAUAACUUACAUGAUAUAAUGAAACUACGAGGAGGAGUUUAUUUCUUAGAAGAAAUGCCGCAUACUGUCACUGGAAAAAUUUCAAGAAAAGAACUCCGGGCAAUGGCUAAAACUUUUGCAGUUUGAAAAAAUCAUUUAAUAAAUAUGAUUAUUAAAAAAA